This is a messenger RNA of Lactuca saligna, 417 nucleotides long. The record is from the annotation of a GenBank genome assembly. NCBI's taxonomy places the organism in Eukaryota, Viridiplantae, Streptophyta, Magnoliopsida, Asterales, Asteraceae.
AUGAGCCCAAUGAAGUUUUAUGAUAUUGUUAAAUCUUUAAACAAAGAACAGAAAAAAGCUGUUAGAGAAAUGGGAUUGGGAUCUUUGCUGAGAAUUGCAACCAAUGGAAUUUCUGGGAAAUUGGCGCAUUUUGUUGUGAAUUUAUUCAAUCCAUUAGAUAUGAAAAUUCAUCUACCUAAUGCAAAGAUCGACAUAACACUAGAACCUGUUCAUGAUUUGCUUGGAAUUCCUCUAGAUUAUGAAAUGAUGGUGAAAAGGGAAAAAGCUGAGUUAAAGAGUGGUGACUUUGGAACUUCGGAAUGGAAUGAUGAUGUUAAAGAGAAUGAUGAAGAAUUCGAUACCGAUGAAAAUGAAGAUAUGAAACUUGAUGACUUGGUAUUCAAAGCGAAAAAGAAUUACAAAAAAACUAGUGAAUGA